Messenger RNA from Arctia plantaginis, 1455 nucleotides. NCBI's taxonomy places the organism in Eukaryota, Metazoa, Arthropoda, Insecta, Lepidoptera, Erebidae. The record is from the annotation of a GenBank genome assembly.
AUGCAUGACCACCACUUCCAUGAUAGCAACGGAUUCAACAAAGCAUUUGAUCCAUAUUUUGGAUAUCCAAGACUAUUUAACAGGCCAAACUUUGAUAAUAUGCCCCUGCCUUUUGGACCACCAAGCAUACAAAAUAAAUAUCCUGCUAAAUUCCAACCAACAAUUAAUAUUAUGGGUGAUGAUAAAGCUCCAGUCGCGAAAUUUGAUAAUAGUCAUACAGAAAGCAGUGAUACAAAAAAAAAUAAUGACAAAGCAGUUGAUGCCGUAAAUAAUGAUAUCAAAACUCCAUCAAAUGUUGACAAACAGAAAUCUGAAGAGCCAAAAGAUAAAUCUAAACAGCCUGACGAAAUACCUCCAAAAACUAAUGAAAUACAAAAUAAUAAUUCCGCAAUAGGCGAAGACAAGAAAAAUGUCACUUUAAAUGCAAACAAAGAUUAUAUUUUGGUUGAUAAUAAUGGGAACAAUGCAUAUCUUUUACAUGAAAGUAUACCCAAUAACGUCUUAUCAAAUGAGCAACCAAAUUUAAACAACGCAAUGUACGUACCUGUAACAUCGAAUAAAAAUGUAGAACAUCAACCUAAUAAUCAAUAUUAUCAAUAUCCAAAUGGGCAACCAGUUCUCAAUCAACCAAAUGGAAACAAUGUUAUGUAUGUGCCAUUAGUUUCAAACACUAAUAAUCCACAGCAACCUAGCAACCAAAUUUAUCAAGUCCUUAAUGGACAACCAACAUCUAUGAAUAUUCCAUUCACAGGAAACGGAAUAAACCCGAACGGCUACAAUAAUGUAUUGACAAAUACUCCACAAAGUAAUCCAUUACCAAACAAUUAUAACCCAAGUUAUAUUUAUAUAUAUGCCAAUGGACAAUUGACACAAAUUCCGGCUUUUAUCAUAAACCCACAGCAAAAUUUGCCAAUACAGAAUGGAUAUAACGGCGUUUUUACACCCUCUGUCCCUAACUAUGGUGUUCAAAAUGGGUACAAUCCAAUUUCAAUUCAAUUACCUGCUCCUAACAGUCCUGUAUCUAAUAAUAUUCAACCAAGCGGCAUAGCCCCGCAAAACCUUCAACCAAAUAAUAAUUUAGGAUUGUAUAAUGUACAGAAUGGAUAUUCACAGUCUAAUAUAUUUCCAAAUUACAAUAAUGCAGGUGCUAUUAACAAUCCUGGUGUUCAGUCAAAUACAGCAUAUCCUACUUAUAGUAACGGAAAUAAUAAUCAACAACCAUCACCCCAAAAAGAAGAAAAUGCAGCUGGUUCUCCUCAAAACGAUGUUUCUACUCAAUAUGAUUCACCAAAAACUUCUCAAGUGGUUCCAGUGGCACCUGCAGAAACCAAAAACUAUAUUGGAGUACAGCCAGCGAUCAUGUUUUCUGAUUUUAAAGAUAAAGACGAUAGCAAAGAAAUAGAUGAAGGACAUCAUGAAGAAGACGUCAAGGAAAAGAAGAAAGCUGAGGCUUAG